AUAUAUAUACUAUAUAUAUAUUUAUGAAGUAGCUUUUUUCGGUCAAUAGUAACUAAUCUUUCAUAAUGUACGCAUUUUUUGGUCUUUUGAUUGCCUCUUUGGCAGCAAUCAGUCAUGCUGGAAAUCCUCAAAUCGUCGGUGGGACUGAUGCUGUAGUCGGAGAACAUCCUUAUAUGGUAUCUUUAAGAAACCUAAACAGGCAUUUCUGCGGCGGAUCUAUUAUCUCUAAGCGUUACAUUCUCACCGCGGCUCACUGUCUUAUGCAGAUUAAUGAUCCCAGUGAUCUGAAAGACAUAACAGUUCAUGCGGGCACAAAUCUUUUAAGUGAAUCUGGUAAUGUUUAUGAGACUGACAAAGCCAUUCUCCAUCCCGAUUUUAAUUUGCCUUUAAUUCGCAACGAUAUUGGAUUGCUCCACUUAAAACAAGACAUAAAAUAUAAUGAAUUAGUGCAACCAAUCUCUAUCGCAAAGACGAAUUCCGUCCUGGUUGGCGAUCCUUGCUUCUUAACAGGAUGGGGAACACUCGAGUUCAGAGGCAAAGUACCUGAGAAACUACAAAAAGUUGAUCUGAAAGUUUACUCACAAUUACAAUGUAAAGUUGCAUUCUGGAAUGUGAAAGAUAGUCAUAUUUGCGCAUUUGCAAAAUAUGGCCAAGGAGCCUGUCAUGGUGAUUCCGGUAGUCCGCUUGUUUCUAAUGGCAUUCAAAUCGGCCUUGCCUCGUUUGUUCGACCAUGCGCUGUAGGAUAUCCGGAUGUAUACACCAGGACGUCCUCUUUCAUAGACUGGAUCACUCAACACACCAAUACUGAAUCUGGAACUCCUCAAAUCGUCGGUGGGACUGAUGCUGUAGUCGGAGAACAUCCUUAUAUGGCAUCUUUAAGAAAGCAAAACAAGCAUUUCUGUGGCGGAUCUAUUAUCUCUAAGCGUUACAUUCUCACCGCGGCUCACUGUCUUAUGCUGAUUAACGAUCCCAGUGAUCUGAAAGACAUAACAGUUCAUGCGGGCACAAAUCUUUUAAGUGAAUCUGGUAAUGUUUAUGAGACUGACGAAGCCAUUCUCCAUCCCGAUUUUGAUUUGUCUUUAAUUCACAACGAUAUUGGAUUGCUCCACUUAAAAACAGACAUAGAAUAUAAUAAAUUAGUGCAACCAAUCUCUAUCGCAAAGACGAAUUCCGUCCUGGUUGGCGAUCCUUGCUUCUUAACAGGAUGGGGAAAACUCGAGUUCUCAGGCAAAGUACCUAAUAAGCUACAAAAAAUUGAUCAAAAGAUUUAUUCGCAAUUACUAUGUAAAGUUGCAUUCGAGAAUGUAAAAGAUAGUCAUAUUUGCGCAUUUGCAAAAUAUGGCCAAGGAGCCUGUCAUGGUGAUUCCGGUAGUCCACUUGUUUCUAAUGGCGUUCAAAUCGGCAUUACCUCGUUUAUUCAACCAUGCGCUGUAGGAUAUCCGGAUGUAUACACCAGGACGUACUCUUUUAUAGACUGGAUCACUCAACACACCAAUACUGAAUAAUAAAAUAUUAUCUAUUAUUUUAUUUAAAAUUAAAUAUCACCGGUUUUUUCU
Molecule: messenger RNA, 1556 nt
Organism: Monomorium pharaonis (pharaoh ant)
Lineage: Eukaryota; Metazoa; Arthropoda; Insecta; Hymenoptera; Formicidae
Product: transmembrane protease serine 9-like
Exons: 9
Coding region: 66-1505 (479 amino acids)
Biological process (GO): proteolysis
Molecular function (GO): serine-type endopeptidase activity
Source: RefSeq, a predicted model, not a curated record